Molecule: messenger RNA, 2122 nt
Organism: Bombyx mandarina (wild silkworm)
Lineage: Eukaryota; Metazoa; Arthropoda; Insecta; Lepidoptera; Bombycidae
Product: facilitated trehalose transporter Tret1
Biological process (GO): transmembrane transport
Cellular component (GO): membrane
Molecular function (GO): transmembrane transporter activity
Source: RefSeq, a predicted model, not a curated record
AUGGAGAGUAACAGAAAAGUGCAGUAUCUGGCCGCAUUUAGUGUGUCGUUAGCUUUCUUAGCGGUGGGAGCGUGCUCGGCAUGGCCCACACCCGUAUUACUGAAAUUUCAUAAUAAUAAAACCUCUGUGGUGAUUUCUAAUACGGAGAUAUCAUGGAUGCUAGGACUGAACCCAAUUGGAUUCCUUAUCGGCAGUUUCACAGCACGCUUCGUUAUAGACAAGUUCGGGAGAAGAUAUACAUUAUUAGCUAGUAUGGUACCCGUAGUCGUUGGAACGGUCAUAGCCGUAUCCGUUACAAGAGGCUGGAUGCUUAUGAUGACGCAAUUUUUGUGGAGCUUUGGCACUGCUAUUCUUUGUACGGUCCAAGGUAUAUAUUUUGCUGAAAUAGCGGAUAAAGACAUUAGAGGCACCCUCUCGUUGUCAACAAGAUACAUGUUUAAUCUUGGGAAUCUUCUAGUCAUCGGUGCUGGCCCAUUCAUAACUUAUCAAACACUAAACUUGUGUUUGCUUUUUAUACCGUUGACUUUUUUGAUUGCCUCGUUCUGGAUACCGGAGACACCAUAUUAUUAUCUAAAAGAGGACAGAGUAAACGAGGCGAGGAAGGUUUUGAUGCAGUUGCGAGGAAUCAAAGAUGAAAAGGAAUUAGAUUCUCAAUUAGCAUUGAUUGAGAUGAAUGUGAAAGAGGACAUGACCAAAUCCAGUUCAGUGAAACAGCUCUUUUCUGGAGCCAAAUACAGGAAGGCUAUUGUGAUCGUUUCAGGCCUGAAAAUUACGUCAAUAUUUACGGGAACGGUGACAAUAAGACAAUAUUUCGGCAGGAUACUACAAGAAGGUCGCAUACCCAAAGAAAUGGAAGGAACAGUAUUUAUUGUAUUCGGAGCGGUUGGAUUCUUGACGGCAAUUGUAGCUUCAGUGCUAGUUGAUAGAUUGGGUCGCCGGCCCCUUCUAAUCGGUUCAUAUAUCGUAACCGGUGUAUGUCUCGCCGCAAUUGGGAUUUACUUCUUUCUGCAAGAUGCUGUGCUUGUUGAUAACGCAGCCAUGUCGCCAUAUGGGUACUUGCCUUUCAUUGGCAUACUCCUCGUCACUGUCAGCUCAACGAUUGGCUUCAAUUCAAUAGUGAACUUCAUGCCCGCUGAAUUAUUUCCUUUGAACGUUAAAGCCAUUGCUAUGUCCCUAAACGGGAUAUUGAGCGGUGUAUUGGGCUUCGCGAUUGCCAAAUCUUACCAAGAUAUCAAGGAUUUGUGUGGAAUUUAUACGGUUUUUUGGAUUUUCACGGUAUUCAGUUGCGCUGGAGGCGUUUUCUGUUAUUAUUUAGUACCGGAAACUAAGGGUAAGGGCUUAGCGGAAAUUCAAGAAAUGUUGCAAAGUCCUUGGCUAGAGUUAAGGACGUGCGAUGGUACCGCGAAGUUUAAGAUUGGCGAUAAUAAAGAUAGUGAAGAGGAAAGAGCGUCAUUAACGGAAGUGACCAUAAUUUGAUAAUUAGAUAUAAGUGACUUUUUAUGAUUUUUAAUGUCGAAGUCUCGGUUGUUGGCCUUGCAAAUGUUCAAUGCAUGAUUAUCACGGAACCGAAAUCACAUAUGAUAAGAUUAGUUGUAGUGGCUGGAGAAGGCUUUGUUACUGUAUAAAAGCGGAGCAGAUGAUCUUUUGAUUCUCAGAAGACAUAGAUGUAUUUAGUCGAGUAUGGUUGGUACCGUAUAUACAUAUAUGCGGUAAUAUAAUACUAAGGUUGGUAGGCUCAGAUUUGCACAUGUGGAUAUUCUAUUCUAUCUGGAACUAACCAUCCCAGCAAGUAGUGUCUAAAUAUAGCACAAUUAAAAUUACUUUUUAUUACGCUUUUUUUACGACUUAAUCUCGCGUUUGUUAGUUUGAUUUUUAUUUUGUCCAAGUUUCGAAUGUUUGACAGUUUUUAUAGUGAUAUCAUAUUAUUAUGUGGAAAAUUAACGCGAUUUUAAAUCGUAAAAAUAGCUUCAAUUAUGUCUCUAUUUCAUAAGACUGAGAUUCUAUUGUUGUAAGUACUACUACUGUAAGUUUGAAUAAGAAAGAUAUUGAUAUAUUUUUAAUACUUAAACGAACGAAUGGGAGAGUAGUUUGGGCAUAGUUAUGUAAACAGUAUUAUGAUAAA